This is a messenger RNA of Phragmites australis (common reed), 1481 nucleotides long. Its product is annotated as myb-related protein 306-like. The transcript has 3 exons. The record is from RefSeq and is a predicted model, not a curated record. NCBI's taxonomy places the organism in Eukaryota, Viridiplantae, Streptophyta, Magnoliopsida, Poales, Poaceae. The coding region runs from base 174 to 1130 and encodes 318 amino acids. Gene Ontology annotation, biological process: response to auxin.
GUGUGUGUUUAUAUAUACGCCUCGCCCCCACCCCCUUUUACCUCAUCCUGCUUGGACCCCGGCCGGUCUCUGCGCGUAGCUAGCCGGAACAGAUCAUCGGAGCUUUUGUCUUUUAGCAAGCUCAACAACUACCGGGGAGUAGGUACCGGGAAGGAGGAGGAGGAGACGGCUGCAUGGGGAGGCCACCGUGCUGCGACAAGGUGGGCGUGAAGAAGGGGCCGUGGACGCCGGAGGAGGACCUCAUGCUCGUCUCCUACGUCCAGGAGCACGGCCCCGGCAACUGGCGCGCCGUGCCCACCAACACCGGGCUGAUGCGGUGCAGCAAGAGCUGCCGGCUGCGGUGGACCAACUACCUCCGGCCGGGGAUCAAGCGCGGCAACUUCACUGACCAGGAGGAGAAGCUCAUCGUCCACCUCCAGGCCCUCCUAGGCAACAGGUGGGCGGCGAUAGCGUCCUACUUGCCGGAGAGGACGGACAACGACAUCAAGAACUACUGGAAUACGCACCUCAAGAAGAAGCUGAAGAAGAUGCAAGCCGGCGAAGGCGGUGGAGGAGACGACGGCGUUGGCCCAUCAGAGGGCGGCGGCGGCGGGGUGGGCGAAAAACGGCCGUCCGUCCCCAAGGGGCAGUGGGAGCGGCGGCUGCAGACGGACAUCCACACGGCGCGGCAGGCGCUGCGCGACGCGCUCUCGCUCGAGCCCUCGACGCCGGCUAAGGCACCGCCUCUGCUGCCGACGCCUCCGGGGUUGGCAACGUACGCGUCCAGCGCCGAGAACAUCGCGCGACUGCUGGAGGGGUGGUUGCGCCCGGGCGGCAGUGGCGGGGGAAAGGGGCCUGAGGUGUCGGGUUCGACGUCCACGACGGCGACGACGCAGCAGCGGCCGCAGUUCUCCGGAGAGGGCGCUGCGUCCGCGUCGGCCAGCCACAGCGGCGGCGCUGCCGCCGCGGCCGCGCAGACUCCCGAAUGCUCAACGGAAACGAGCAAGAUGGCCGGCGCGGUCGGCGACGCCGGCGCCGCACCGGCGUUCUCGAUGCUGGAGAGCUGGCUGCUGGACGACGUCAUGGGGCACGGCGAGAUGGGGCUCAUGGCCGACGUGAUGCCAUUAGGGGACCCCAGUGAGUUCUUUUAAUAAAGGCCCCUGUACAAGUACAACCAAAAGGAAAAUAAUCCAGUAGUAGAGGUGCAAGAACAAAAAGAAGAAAGUGGCCGAGUUAAUCAUUUAGUUAAGAACAAAUUAAAAAAACUAAAUCUCUUUAAAUUCUCGGUGAUUUAGAUCGAGUCGAUUGUCGAUUUAGUUUGUUUAAUCCCUUUCUUUUAUUUCUUUUUCGAUGUUGUUUAUCUGAUGUUAGGGUUUUGGAACUGAUCAUGUAAGUUUAUACUAAUGACAGCUUCCUAAAUGGACCAUAUGCAUGAGGGUGGGAGAAAAGGGAACAAGUGUACAUCUUAAAAGGAUCUAUAUAAUUAGAUGCUAAUUACAGAU